Messenger RNA from Apis laboriosa (Himalayan honeybee), 2600 nucleotides. RefSeq names its product guanine nucleotide exchange factor for Rab-3A-like. The transcript has 10 exons. The record is from RefSeq and is a predicted model, not a curated record. Lineage: Eukaryota; Metazoa; Arthropoda; Insecta; Hymenoptera; Apidae. Bases 447 to 1754 code for a protein of 435 amino acids. Gene Ontology annotation, molecular function: guanyl-nucleotide exchange factor activity. Gene Ontology annotation, cellular component: Golgi to plasma membrane transport vesicle. Gene Ontology annotation, biological process: exocytosis.
GCACGAAAAUAUUAGUAUCACACGGCAGCAGACGCCUCAUAACGGUAAAGAAGAGAGUAUAAAGUGCCAUUGAUGAAGAAACGAGACAAAAUUGUGAAGUUACUAGACGUCAAAAUUAUCAUUGAUCGCUGAAAAAAAUGUGCGUGAACUUCAAUGACUUCAUAAUCUACGGAGCACAAGUACGAGCUGGUACGAGGUAGUACGAGCAUUUAACAGUGGGUAACCUGUGGCGCAUGAAAGUUCAUUCUUCUUGCUAUGUGACUAUGUGACACUUCAAGUCUUCAGUCGGGCCGUGUUGCGGGUCAUGAAAGGGUGAUGGAUCCACUAAUGGCAGGAGAGUUGCGUAAAGGAAGGUUUAUGGUUCCAGUUCAACCAAGACCACUUCUGUAUUUACGUAUAUUAGAAAACUCCACAAUGUUCUAUUGCGAUAUUGAAAUUCACCAACGAUGGAAGAAAGAAAACUUACAAACUCCUGUGACACUUUGGCAAGGUUAAACAAGAAUGAACAUAAAUUAUAUGAAAAUCAAAAUCAUUGUAUCAAACCAUUAUCUAUCACAUUUGAUGAAGAAGAUGCCGAAAUAAUAAACCACAAAGAUUCUAUUAAUGAUUCAACAAAACUCAAUUAUUGCAAUAAUUCCUCAAAAGCAUUAUUAUAUACUAAGGAACCUCAAAAUUCUCAAGAAAAAGAACCACCCUCACCAACUACUCUACAAUGGGGUAGAGCUAUAGCUGAAGUAAAAGAACAUGCUGUAGCAAAAUUACAAGAUGAACUCAAAAGAGCACAUGAGGAGUUAAAAUUGAAAGAUGAAGAAGUUACAAGACUUUCAAGAAUUAAGCAAGAUGUUGAAGUUGAAUUGGAGGAACUCACUGCCAGUCUCUUUCAAGAGGCACAUAAUAUGGUGCGAGAAGCAAAUAUUCGUCAAGCUACCGCAGAACGUCUAUUAGAAGAAAGUCGUAUGAAAGCUGAAGUUUUAGCUGCUGAAGUGGCAGCUUUAAAAACAUUGGUAUUAACUUCGACGCCGGCUAAACCAAACUUUCAUUUACAUCCGCAAAUUGAUACGAAAAGUCGUCCUAACAAUGAGGAUAAUCAGCAAGGACUUUUUGCAAGAAAACAUAGAAGAUCACCAUCACAUUUCAAUUUAAAAUAUGGUCGAGAGAGUUCUCCACCAGAUUCUCCACUAAAAGAACAAAGACCAUCUUUACCAUCAGAUCGAGAAACAUUAGAAAGAGAUUGGAAAAAAGAUUCAGAAAAAGAGAAAGACAAAGAAUGCAAAGAUUUUGGUCUUGAAGUUGAUCCUAGAGUACAUACAGAAUUUCUUAAAUGGAAAGCCAAUCCAUGUGUAGAUAAAGGUGAUCCUUUCGUUGACAGAAUUUUUAAAGAAGAUAUCGAUCUUUGUCUUGAUUUUCCUAACAAAGAAUUGGGUACAAAAGUUAGACAAGCUGUUCUUGAUGGCAUCAUUUUUAUCGAAGCCAUCAGUGAUAAAACUAAAUUCACUUUUCCAAAAAAAUGUGUAUUACUUGAAGCACCACGUCAAUGUUAUUAUCGAAUGAGACUUGGGGAUCAAGAAAAUCAGUGGUAUAGCAUAUCACAAAUCUGUCGCAAUCGAAUCAUAGCGGUCUGCGAUUUUUUGAAUUAUUUACGCUAUAUUGAGCGUGGCCUUGUUAAAAGCUCAGUUCACGAUGUUUAUUGGGAAAUUACUCGAUUACGAAAGGAAAUGGCAUUUGCUCGUUUGGGCCUUGCAUUAUCAUCUUAAAUGCUUUCCAUGGAGGACUUUUUCUAGUCUUAAAUGUAACAAAUUAGGCCAUGGACUUGUUAUUAUUCAUUUAUAAUUAUGAACUGUAGGUUGUUCAAAAAUUUUAAUCGUUCCAACUCGAUCUCUUUUUUUAUCUAUUGAUCGAGAUUUUUUUAGAGUAAGUGUUAAAGUUUUAAUAUAUGAAAGCUCUCAGAUUCCUCUAUUAUAGCGUAAAACGCUUUGAGUUAUUUAAGAAGAGAAAAAGAAUUUAUACAAAUCAAUCUAUGAAUCUUUUUGAUUGAGAUUAUAAUUCUUAAAGUAUCAACAUAUAUUUUAUUUAUAAACGUAAUAUAUUAAAGAUUUCUUUAUCGAUCUGAAAUUCAUACUAUAUUAUUUUCUAAUAAAAAUAUGUUUUAAUCAGUUUUAAAGUGCAAUCAAGUAUUUCUAAGAUAUUGGGGAACAUGGUGCCUUUUGACUUUUCGCUUAUUAAUAAUGCGUGAUUAGUUUUUAGUUUAAGCUUUAAAGUAUAAUGAUGACUUAAUCACAACACAUAAAAAAAAAUGAUUACAUUAGUUUUCUAAUUUAUUAGCAAUUAUAAUUAUCUUUUUUAAAUUGUAUAAUGGCAGCAAAUAAUAUAAGCCAUUGUUUUAUUCAAAAAAAAGUAUAAAUGUUGUAAUUUAAAAAAUCAUAUAGAGAAAAAUUUCUAAAAUUUUUUUUAAAUUAUUUUUAUUUAUUUAUAUAUAUAUACCUUUGGACAUAACAAAUAAGAUUCUAAAUUUAUUUUUAAAAAAAUUUUGCAAUUUAAUAUAAAAUUUAAUAUAAACGUAUCAUUGAACAUUGAAGCACUAAAAUUUUUUAUAUAUUAAA